AUGGGCUCCAUCAGUGCAGCAAAUGCAGAAUUUUGCUUUGAUAUGUUCAAAGAGCUGAAAAUCCACCACGUCAAUGAAAACAUCUUCUACUCCCCCCUGAGCAUCAUUUCAGCCCUGUCCAUGGUCUAUCUGGGAGCAAGAGGCAACACCGAAUCUCAGAUGGAGAAGGUUCUUCACUUCGAUGAAAUUGCAGGACUUGGAGGAACUAUUCACUUCAAGUGUGGCAAGUCUGUGAACAUCCACAUACUGUUUAAAGAACUCCUCUCUGAUAUCACUGCACCAACAGCCAAUUAUUCGCUCCACAUUGCCAACAGACUCUAUGCUGAAAAGACACGUCCAAUCCUACCGAUAUACUUAAAAUGUGUGAAGAAACUGUACAGAGCAGGUCUGGAAACGGUCAACUUCAAAACAGCGUCAGAUCAAGCCAGACAACUCAUUAAUUCCUGGGUGGCAAAUCAGACAAAUGGACAGAUCCAAGACUUCCUUGAACCAGGCUCUGUUGACCUCAGUACUGUACUGCUGCUUGUAAAUGCCGUUUACUUCAAAGGGAUGUGGAAGAAAGCCUUCAGGGAAGAAGACACUCAGGAAGUGCUCUUCAGAGUGAUGGAGCAAGAAAGCAAACCUGUGCAAAUGAUGUGUCAGAACGGUACGUUCAAAAUGGCAGAGGUGGCUGCUGAGAAAAUAAAAGUUCUGGAGCUUCCUUACGCCAGCGGAGAGCUGAGCAUGUUGGUGCUGUUGCCUGAGGACGCCUCCAGCCUGGAGCAGCUGGAGAGCACAAUCAGCUUUGAAAAACUGGCUAAAUGGACCAGUCCCAAUAUGAUGGAAAAGAAGACAGUGAAAGUGUACCUCCCCCGCAUGAAGCUCGAGGAAAAAUAUAAUCUCACAUCGGUCUUAACGGCUUUGGGCAUGACCGACCUGUUCAGCCCAGCAGCCAAUCUGUCUGGCAUCUCUGCAGCAGAGACUCUGAAGAUGUCCGAGGCUGUCCACGAGGCAUCCAUGGAAGUCAGUGAAGCAGGCACUGAGGUGGCAGGCUCAGCAGGAGCUAUGGGAGAGAUCAAACACUCCCCUGUGUCUGCGGAGUUUAGGGCCGACCACCCGUUCCUCCUCUUGAUCAGACACAACCCAACCAACAGCAUCCUCUUCUUCGGCAGAUAUUUUUCCCCUUAA
Molecule: messenger RNA, 1167 nt
Organism: Struthio camelus australis
Lineage: Eukaryota; Metazoa; Chordata; Aves; Struthioniformes; Struthionidae
Source: RefSeq, a predicted model, not a curated record